UCACAUUUACAUAAACUUAUAAAUUGGUACGCAUCGAUACAUGACUUCACACUUGCGAAUUCUUUGGAGGAGGUUUCAUUCGUCUUGGUCUGCUGUUUUGAAACCAUUUGCAAUUACAAAAAUGACAUAUUAUGAACCAGAUAUCCCAACACAGAAAGCCACGUUCGCACUUAGCUGAUUUUGGUUCCCCGAGGCACAGUUUGGCUGUGUCGACGGGGUUAUCCACACCAGGGUCGGAUACACUGGAGGAAAGAAACUGAAUCCAACGUACCAUGACUUAGGUGACCACACAGAAACUGUUGAAAUGGAUUUUGAUCCAAAAACAGUUUCAUACGAGUCGUUGCUGAAAAUGUUUUGGGAGAACCAUGAUUCUACCGCUUGUCACAACAGACAGUACAUGUCUGCUAUCUUCUAUCAUGACGACCAACAGAAAGAGUUAGCUGAGAAGACCCGUGAUGAACAUCAGAAGACGUUGUCAAGAACCAUUGCUACCAAAAUCAAAAAAGCUGACCGCUUCUACGAAGCAGAAGAUUAUCAUCAAAAGUAUCUGCUGCGUAAUAACCGCGGACUAUUCGCAAGCCUGAAUUUAUCAGCUAAGGAGAUUCUAAACAGCCAUGUGGCAACACGAUUGAAUGGUUAUGUUGGUGGCUAUGGAAUGCUGGAGCAGUUCAACAAGGAGUGUGACAAGUUAGGAUUGAGUUCUGAGCAAGCCAAAUACAUACGCCAGGCUGCUCGUCGUGGCCCUUUACACUAACAAUGAUUUGUCAAGGUUUGGAAUCUUUGAUUUGAUCUAGUGAAAAUGGUUAAGAUCAGGUUGUAAAUGAUUAGCCUUUUUAAUGCCAUAAUUUUUAUCACUAAAUUUCUUUUGGACCAAAUUUACACAAUUUUCAAAAAAGUAUACACAUUUAUUUUGUGAAAAGUUGAUUUUGGUGUAAAUAGGAUUAUCAUUUUCAUCUGCUGACCACCAACCACCUGGUGACCUCAUCUGCUGACCAUCAACUUGCUGGUGGCCGCAUCUGUUGACCAUCAACUAGCUGGUGACUCCAUCUGUUGACCAUCAACUAGCUGGUGACUCCAUCUGUUGACCAUCAACUAGCUGGUGACCACCAACUAGCUGGUGACGCCAUCUGUUGACCAUCAACUAGCUGGUGACCACCAACUAGCUGGUGACCUCAUCUGUUGACCUCUAUAUGCAAACUCAAUGAAGCCAAACCUUACAUAACUUGUUACUGAAAGAAGAAAUCUGCACUUAUAACUUGGUGUAUUUCUAAUUUAUUAAUUUUUUUACAUACACAGGGUGUAAUGAUGUCUGAUGGUCAAUUCACUCACCAAAGUGAAUCCAUUAGACUGAUGAGAUAUUGCUCUGAUAUGUCUUAACUUUUUAUGUCUGAAAUACACAUUUGACUUAUAAUUGUAAUAUUUCAAUCUUGCAGUACGUACAAUUUGUCUGUUUUAACUAUAUAGUAAUUAAUCCACUAAUACUCACUAUUGUCUGUUUUAACAAAUUAAUUAACCUUGUCUAAUUUAAAACACAGCAAUCAAUUUUUUACUGUGUAAAUCCUAUUUAGAUUUAAAAAAAAAUCCUUCCAGUCAUGUAAACAAUGAACAAUUUCCUGCUAAAAUCCAUCAAGUAUCUAUGUAUUGUAACUCUAAUACAUUGCUGCCAAUAACUAUCGCCUAGUGAUACCAGAAAGUAAUCUCAAGUGAUAAAUGCUGUUGUCAUUAAUAUUUCAAAAUAACAAUAAAAUAAUACUAUAUUAUCCUUAUUUUGAGAUGUGCACAAAUUCAUUUCUUCAGUGGUUUAUGAAAAGAAUUCAAAUAAAUUUCACAUUUACAGCACCAUAAAACAUUUACAUAACUGCACCCUCUGAAUAAGACUUGAAUAUUCAAUAAAGGAAAAUUUUUUUUUUAAAUAUUCAUACUUUCAUAUGCUGAUUAAUAAUAGUGUGAGUUUU
This is a messenger RNA of Saccoglossus kowalevskii, 1955 nucleotides long. RefSeq names its product peptide methionine sulfoxide reductase-like. Gene Ontology annotation, molecular function: peptide-methionine (S)-S-oxide reductase activity. The record is from RefSeq and is a predicted model, not a curated record. Lineage: Eukaryota; Metazoa; Hemichordata; Enteropneusta; Harrimaniidae.